AGAACCACCUGAAUAAAGCACGAUGAUGUUUUUGAGAACCUCGUUCUUUAAUUCUAUUUUACUCCAUUACGUCAUGAGUCAAGAAAUCGAAUAUUAUCCUUCGCAAGCCAAUUCAUUUACAGGAAAGUUAGUUUCUCAAUUAAAGUCGGAACCUUAUAAACAUAAGCAUGAUCUGUAUAAAAGAGAAGCACAAUGGAGAAAAUUUAAUAACAACGAUGAUCCAGAGUUAACAAAAAAUAAAACUCAAAAGAGAGCAGUAGACCCAGUAUUUCAUGGACAUCCAAAAACCAGAGAAGAAUUAUGGAACGAACGCAUUAUCAAUGAAAGUUUGGCUUACGAUCAAACCCCUUCUUUGAUAAGUCUUAUACACAAUAUAACGUUAACUUAUCUAAAUGACUGUAUCCCUAUAAUUCUUUAUGACAGUCAAGUUAAAUCAAAGGAAAGUCACUUGUUUCAGAACUUGCUUAAAGAUUUCCCUAUAGCAUACGUCCAUGGGUACAUUGACGAGAACAAUGAAUUAGCAGAACCUAAACUUGUACGUGCUACAAAAGAGUGUAUCCAUUUUAUUGCUUUCUUGUCUGAUGUGACUAACAGUGCUAAGAUACUGGGUAAGCAGGCGGAAAGCAAAGUGGUUAUAAUUGCCAGGUCCUCCCAAUGGGCCGUGCAGGAGUUCCUAGCUGGGCCACAAUCUAGGUUGUUUAUCAAUUUAAUUGUCAUUGGGCAGAGUUUUAAGGACGGUGAUGAUGAUGCACUAGAAGCGCCUUACAUUUUAUACACCCACAAGCUGUACACCGAUGGUCUCGGAGCCAGUCGUCCCGUCGUGCUGACGUCGUGGUCCCACAGCAAGUUCUCCAGGCAGGUCAAUCUGUUCCCACGCAAGAUGAGAGAGGGCUAUGCGGGACACAGAUUUGUGGUGGCUGCUGCUAACCAACCACCAUAUGUCUUCCGAACUAUAAAAACGGACGCCGAUGGUGGCAACCCAAGAGUCGUGUGGGAUGGAAUUGAAAUAAGGCUCCUUACACUUUUGUCUCAAAUAAAUAACUUUUCAAUAGAAAUUAAGGAACCUCAAGAACUACAUUUGGGACCUGGUGAGUCAGUGCUGAAAGAAAUCACAGGUGGCAGAGCUGACAUAGGGGUUGCUGGUAUUUAUUUGACAAGUGACCGAAUCAGAGAUACAGACAUGAGCUUUUCUCAUUCAUCUGAUUGCGCCGUCUUUGUCACUCUCAUGUCUACAGCGCUACCAAGAUAUCGAGCAAUUUUAGGUCCUUUUCACUGGACUGUCUGGCUGGCACUUACAUUAACGUAUCUCUUUGGCAUAUUCCCUUUAGCGUUUUCUGACAAACAUACUUUAAAACACUUGUUACACAACAGCGGUGAAGUUGAGAAUAUGUUUUGGUAUGUUUUUGGGACAUUUACCAACUGCUUCACUUUUGUUGGAAAGAACUCUUGGAGCAAAACUACGAAGAUAACAACGAGGCUAUUGAUCGGUUGGUACUGGUUGUUCACAAUAAUCAUCACAAGUUGCUACACCGGCUCCAUUAUAGCCUUCGUCACCUUGCCCGUGUUUCCGGAAACGAUUGAUAGCAUUGAACAAUUAUUGGAUGGAUUUUAUCGAGUUGGAACUUUAGAUCGCGGAGGUUGGGAAAAAUGGUUCCUCAAUUCCUCGGACCCUAAAACAAAUAAACUGCUCAAAAAAAUGCAACUAGUAGGAGACGUGCCCUCGGGAAUCAGGAAUACAACAAAAACAUUCUUCUUGCUACCUUUUGCCUUUUUAGGAUCUAGGGCAGAACUGGAAUACAUAAUUCAGUCAAAUUUUACUAAAACCAAAAAAAGCAGAAAGGCUCAGCUUCAUAUUUCCAAUGAAUGUUUCGUACCGUUUGGAGUGUCUUUGACAUUUCCUAAUAAAUCUAUAUACACAUCCAAGCUUAGCAGUGAUAUCGCAAGAAUAUUGCAAAAUGGUUUAGUUGACAAGAUUGAGAAUGACGUUAAGUGGGAAAUGCAGCGAACGCCAUCGGGGAAAUUUUUAUCUGCAGGGUCAGGUACGUUGAAGCUGGGUGCAAUGACAGAGAAGGGAUUAACUUUAGCAGACACCCAGGGCAUGUUCCUCCUUCUGGCCGCUGGUUUCCUACUCGCAGCUGCCGCAUUGAUCUCCGAAUGGAUGGGUGGCUGUUCCAGAAAAUGCCGACCACAAAAGAAGGAAGAUGUACCCUCUAGUGCUUACUCCAGAGAACAUCUGAUACCGACACCAAAGUCUGACGUUGAUUCAGAAAUAAAUGUAAUUUCGGAUAAUGCUGAGAGCAGAUUUCGUCUUAAUCCGAGACCCGACAGUGAAGAUUCUACAGAUAGUUUGGAAGGAGCUAUAAUUAAUGUUACUAAGGAGAGUAUUAUAAUCCACAACAAUUUUCAUGGUUCUACUGAUUGUUGGGAUUCAAGAAGAUCGAGCUCGGUUGACAUUGAUAGAGAAGUUCAAGAGAUUUUUGAAAAGGACGAAACGAGACGAAGAAUUAAAUCUGGAACAGUUCCUUUGUCGGAUAAUCAAAGAGAGGCCACUGCUUCCAAGGGGGCUUUCGGUGAUCAUUUAUCUGACCAUUAGCUAGUAGAUCAUGUUAUAAAAUUGGCCAUGUUGGGCAUAAUUUGACCAAAACUAGAAU
This is a messenger RNA of Cydia strobilella, 2651 nucleotides long. It is a transcript of the gene Ir21a, whose product is annotated as ionotropic receptor 21a. The record is from RefSeq and is a predicted model, not a curated record. Gene Ontology annotation, cellular component: membrane. Gene Ontology annotation, molecular function: ligand-gated monoatomic ion channel activity. The transcript is spliced from 9 exons. Bases 23 to 2593 code for a protein of 856 amino acids. NCBI's taxonomy places the organism in Eukaryota, Metazoa, Arthropoda, Insecta, Lepidoptera, Tortricidae.